Messenger RNA from Electrophorus electricus (electric eel), 1089 nucleotides. NCBI's taxonomy places the organism in Eukaryota, Metazoa, Chordata, Actinopteri, Gymnotiformes, Gymnotidae. The record is from RefSeq and is a predicted model, not a curated record.
AUGGGCGUUCGUAAUCCCACUCCGGAGAAAUCAGUAUCAGGCGCCCAUCUCGAGCCUUGAGAAAGCGAGAUGAAGUGUGUUUGGGUGAUUCUUUUCCUCCACUGGUCUCUCUCAGGAGGUCAGGAGUUUAACAUGGAGGGUCCAGAUGUGCCUGUUGUUGCUGCUCCUGGUUCUGACAUCAUUUUGCCGUGUUCCAUCAAACCCAAAGCCUCUGAACAAUCCCAUGUGAGUGCUGUGGACAUGGAAGUGAAGUGGAGCAGAACAGACCUGAAUAGCGCAGUAGUGCAUCACUAUAUGGAUAAAAUAGACAAGAAUGAAGAUCAGGAUCCUUCAUACAGAGGGAGAACAGCUCUGUUCAAAGAGGAGCUACAGUAUGGCAACACCUCACUGCUACUGAAGAACGUUAAAGUGUCUGAUGGAGGACAGUACACAUGUCAAGUUGAUUCUGCCCAUCACAAAGAUCAUGUCAGUGUUCUGCUUAAAGUUGAAGGUAUUGGAGGAGCCCCAGAGAUCACUGUACUGGGCACUGACUCAGGUGAGGUUUUUCUCCAGUGUGACUCUAAGGGCUGGUGGCCUGUACCUGAACUCCAGUGGCUGGACAGUGAAGGAGCAGAAGUGCCUGCUGGAGUAAAAGAGUCCCAUAGAGAUGACAGAGGCUUUAAUGUGAGACUCCACCUCACUGCAAACAGCAACAGCACCAAAACCUACAUCUGCAGAGUGAAACAGGGGCAGCAUGUGAUGGAGGAAAAGAUCGACAUUACUGGCAUUGGAACAAGCCCAGUGGUCUCUGUGGUGGGCACUGAUGCCUCAGGGGGGAUCCAGUUAGUGUGUGAAACGGGAGGCUGGACGUCUGAGCCUGAGCUGCAGUGGCUGGACAGUGAGGAAGCAGAGUUGCCUGCUGGAUGUACACAGUCUCACCACGACAGCGAGGGGUUCACUGGGAGUCACCGAAUCACCGUGUGCAGCAGUGACACCGUCUUCUACUGUAGAGUGAAGCAGCAUCCCAGGAUGAAGUCACACAUCAACAUCGUUGGUAAGGUGCUGCUCCACGCUGAAAGACACUGUUGGUUCUGAGAAGGAGCUUGUUUA